This is a messenger RNA of Planococcus citri (citrus mealybug), 8813 nucleotides long. RefSeq names its product filamin-A (gene cher). Gene Ontology annotation, molecular function: actin filament binding. Gene Ontology annotation, biological process: actin cytoskeleton organization. The coding region runs from base 824 to 8179 and encodes 2451 amino acids. The record is from RefSeq and is a predicted model, not a curated record. The transcript has 40 exons. NCBI's taxonomy places the organism in Eukaryota, Metazoa, Arthropoda, Insecta, Hemiptera, Pseudococcidae.
CCGUCCUCGUACAUUGAGUCGUUCCGGAGACAAAACAGGGAGAAGGUAGAUUCUGUUUAUUUUUAAAAUACAUCGCUAUCGUGUUGGUGUGUACGUGUAGAAAAUUUCUAAGCUCGUGUGUUACAUUGAACUGAUUGUGUUGGCGGUGCAGAGGUGGUACAUUUCGUGAAUCAGCUAAUCCGCCAGUCUAGAGAAGCUUUUUUCUACACGCAAGUUGAAUAACUGGAAGACGCGUCAUUCGUACAAUUUUCGACGAAAUUUUUUCACGUUUUUGUUAAUUUUUUUUUUAUACUCGUAGUUCUUUUUUAAAACGAAUUAGCUGUAAGAUAAUAAGUAAUGAUUCGAUCGUCGUCGCGAGUUUUUCGAUAAUGCUGAUCCGCUAUUCUCGAUUCAUUCGUUAUUGUGAAUCGAAUGUGUGAUAAACGCGAGUGUGAUUUAAUUUUCAUCGAAUUCUUCGCUGAUAUUGGGAUUAAUCCGAUCGAGAAUAUAUUCCUUACACUGUUGGAUUCGAGAUAAGAAGCAAAGAGAGAGUCGCCCAACAUCUUGUAAUUAAAUCAUCGCACUGUCGAGAUAAAAUUUCAUACCAUCACGCGCCUGCGCCUCGUCUCUCAAGCAUCGUAAUAAUAACGUAAUUCUUACGUAUAUGUAACGGUUCGUCUUCUUCUUAUCACAUCGCCCAAAAAAAGCAACUCAAAUACAUUGAUAAAUAGUAAACAAAAUAUAAUCGCGAUAAAAUACGUAAAAAUCGCCAUUCGAAUUAACCCGCGAACAGAUCGACAUCAUCGAGCAGUUGAAGAACGAGGUGGGGGUCUGAUUUAAGGCCAUGAAUGGUAGUGGGAUAUCAAACGGCGAACGAUGCUCCAGGAGCAACAGCUUGGGCCUGGGCACAGGUACGGGUUCAAGUGGUACCGGCUCAUGUGCCAGUAUAAUUGCCGAUCAGCAGCCCAACGCCAGUAUAAAUAAUAAUUGCGUCGGAGGCGGUAGCCUUUACGAUCAAGAAGCCGAAGACGAAAUGGUAGCUACGGAACGUGAAUUGGCCGAGGAUGCUCAAUGGAAACGUAUACAGCAAAACACCUUCACGAGAUGGGCUAACGAACACCUUAAAACGGUCGAUAAAAAUAUCGGCAACUUGGAGACCGAUUUGAGCGAUGGACUCAGGCUGAUCACUCUGAUCGAAGUGCUGUCCGGUAAACGACUCCCUAAGCAUACGAAAAGGCCCACCUUUAGAUCGCAGAAGUUGGAAAAUGUCUCAGUUGCGCUCAAGUUUUUAGAAGACGAAGGAAUCAAAAUUGUCAAUAUUGAUUCUACAGAUAUAGUUGACUGCAAACUGAAACUAAUCCUCGGUUUAAUAUGGACUCUAAUUUUACAUUACUCGAUAUCUAUGCCGAUGUGGGAAUACGAAGGAGACAACGAUCAGAACCAUACAGACAAAGGACCGACGCCAAAACAAAGACUGUUGAACUGGAUUCAAUGUAAAAUACCAGAUCUUCCAAUUACCAACUUCACCACUGACUGGAACGACGGUAAAGCUGUCGGCGCUUUAGUUGAUGCAGUCGCACCAGGUUUAUGCCCCGACUGGCAAGACUGGAAAUCUCAAAAUGCCCUUCAAAACGCCAAAGAAGCGAUGGGCUUAGCCGACGAUUGGUUAGAUGUGAAACAGCUCAUAAAACCAGAAGAAUUGGUUAAUCCGAAUAUGGAUGAACUUUCGAUGAUGACGUAUCUCUCUCAAUAUCCAAACGCUAAAUUGAAACACGGAGCUCCACUGAGACCAAAAACCAACGCUAACAGAGUCAGAGCUUACGGUCCGGGCAUCGAACCGAAAGGGCCAUUAGUCAAAGCACCUGCUAAAUUUACCGUCGAAACAUUCUCAGCUGGUAGUGGAGAAGUUGACGUUAAAGUGGAAAAUCCAAAAGGACAAAUUGAGCCGGUCGACAUUCGUUACAAUAACGACCGAAGUAAAACCUACUCGGUGAGUUAUACUCCGAAAAUGGAGGGUAAACAUAAAGUAAACGUUUAUUUUGCCGGAAAAGAGAUACCAAAAUCGCCAUAUACCGUAUCAGUCGAAGGAACUGCUGGAGAUGUUACUAAAGUAACCGCAUCAGGGCCUGGACUUCAACCUGAUGGAGUUAUGGUCAGUCGAGGCACAUAUUUUGAUAUCUUCACUAAAGAUGCUGGCCAAGGCACUCCUGAGGUCAUCAUCGUGGACACGGCUGGUCAACAAAACGCUCUAUCGAUGAAACUUUACCAAACUUCGCCUGGAGUUUGGCGUUGCGAAUACAUUCCUACGGCUGCAGGUCCCAUAAAUGUGAAUAUCUUCUUCGAGAAUCAAGUCAUCCCAAACAGUCCGUUCACCGUUCGAGUACAACCAGUUUCAGACGCCAAGAAAGUCAAGGUCACUGGCAGAGGUGUACAAACGAAUGGUAUCCGCGUAAGCGACUCAGCUCUUUUCCACAUUAAUACUGAGAAAGCUGGUGAAGGAAAACCCGAAGUACAAAUCAUUGGACCAGGUGGUGUAAACGAACCAGCGACGAUUAAAAAAGUAGAUAAUGGUUUAUACGAUGUCACAUACCAUCCCAAACGUCAAGGCAGACACGUAAUUAUGGUCACAUUUGCCGGACAAGAAGUGCCCAGAUCUCCAUUCGAAGUGAACGUUGGUCCAUAUAAAGAAACUAAAAUCCAAGCCUAUGGUCCCGGACUAGUAGGAGGUAUCGUCAACCAACCAGCUCAAUUUACCGUCGAAAGUAAUGGCGAAACUGGAGCUUUAGGUUUCAGUAUAGAAGGCCCAUCUCAAGCUAAAAUCGAAUGUGAUGAUAAUGGAGAUGGAUCUGCGGAUAUCCGAUAUUAUCCAACAGCUCCGGGCGAAUAUGCUGUCCAUAUUUUAUGUGAUAACGAAGAUAUUCCAAAUUCACCUUUCAUGGCUCAAGUAUUACCUAGUACGGAUUACUAUCCGGAUAAGGUGGAAUGUUCAGGGCCCGGAAUCGGUAAAGGAAACUUACCCCUUGGUGUCCCAGUUGAUUUCACAGUCGAUACCAGAAAAGCUGGAAAUGCUCCUUUAGACAUUAAGGUUUUAGAUGCUAAUAGCAAACCAGUCCCCGUUAAUACAAAGGAUAACCAUAAUGGAACAUAUACUAGUCAAUAUACUCCAAAAACUGGCAAAAAGCAUACAAUUCAAGUCAAUUAUGGAGGAGUAGCAGUUCCAGGCAGUCCAUUCAAAGUUCACGUUGCUCAACCCUUAAGACCCGAAAAAGUGCAAAUAUUCGGCCCCGGAAUCGAAUCAGGAGUGAAACCAAACCGACCAACGCAUUUCACUGCUGACUGUCGAGAUGCAGGACCAGGAAAACUAGAUCUGAAAUUGAAAUCCGAUCUCGGAUCAGAGAUUCCUUUAGACAUUACCGAUAACGAAGACGGAACGUAUUUAAUCGAUUACUCUGUACCUGCUCCUGGAGAUUACACUCUGAAUUGCCGAUACGAAGGUGUACAAGUGCCUCAAUCUCCUCUCAAGAUAAAAGUACCAGCUAAUGUAGAUGUGUCGAAGAUCAAAGUCGAUGGAUUAGAAACGAUGGCACCGAUCAACAGCUUACAACAAUUCCACGUGAUCACCGAAGAAGCCGGAAAAGCAGAUUUCACCCUAGUUAUCCGAAGUCCAUCCGGAAACAUGGUAAAAGCGCACAUUGUUCCUACUCACGACGGCUAUCUGAUCAACUUUACGCCCACUGAACUCGGCGAAUACUGGCUAAACAUUACAUUCGGCGGUCAACCAGUGCUCUCGAUACCUCACAAAUUAACUUGCACUUAUGGAAGCGAUCCUAGCAAAGUGACAGCUUUCGGUCCAGGUCUAGAAAGAGGUGUAGUCAAACACCCCGCUGAAUUUGUAAUCGAUACGAAACGUGCCGGAAGAGGGGGUCUAGGAGUGACCGUAGAAGGCCCCUGUGAAGCAGCAAUUAACUGCAGAGAUAACGGCGAUGGCACUUGUUCGGUGGCUUAUUUGCCAAUGGAACCUGGAGAAUAUAUUAUAAAUAUCGCUUUUAACGACGAAGCGAUUCCAGGAUCUCCAUAUCAGGCUACCAUUGUACCGGAUGUGAACUGGAGAAAAAUAAGAGCUGUGGGACAUGGAAUUCAACCUCAUGGUGUCUGCCUUCAUUCAAAAGCUGAUAUUUUAGUCGAUUCUCGAGACUUGGGAAUACGAGACGAUGGCAAAAAAGUCACAUGUACGAUAACGAAUCCAUCCGGCACCAAGACUGAAAACUUCAUUACACCUUUAUCCGAUGGAACCUACAAAAUAAGUUAUACUCCAUUUGAAGAAGGUCCUCAUACAAUCGAAAUAUUGUACGAUGGAUUACCCAUCCCAGGAUCACCUUUCGUUGUAAAUGUUAAAAAAGGUACUGAUCCGACUAAAUGCAAAGCUUACGGUCCAGGAUUGGUGAAAGGUGUCGUCAAUGAACAGAAUAAAUUCACCGUCGAGACCAGAGGAGCUGGAACCGGUGGCCUUGGAUUAGCAAUUGAAGGACCAUCUGAAGCUCUGAUGACCUGCAAAGAUAACAGAGAUGGAUCUUGUACCGUAGAAUACAAACCAACUGAACCAGGAGAUUACGAUAUUACCAUUAAAUUCGCAGAUCAGCAUAUUCCAGGAUCACCGUACAAAGUUGAAGUUGCACCGGAUAUAGAUGUGAAAAAAAUCAAAGUUUAUGGUCCAGGAAUAGAUCAUUGUCGAGCUCAGAUUCCUUCUUCGUUUAAAAUAGAUGCUUCUAAAGUCGAUAAAGCUCCGUUGGAUGUUUCACUUCAGACUGAUCGAGGUCUUCUGGAAACCAAACCCGAAGUGUACGAUAAUGGAGAUGGUACUUACGACGUUGUCUACGUGGCAGGAGCCGAAGGAUCCACAUUAACAGCCAAAAUCCUCUACAAUGGAGAACAUAUUCCCAACAGUCCAUUUAAACUAAAAGUCCGUCCAAGUUCAGAACCAGAACGAGUUAAAGUUACCGGACCAGUAGCUACUAUUAAAGGAGGAGUAUUCGCAUCGAUUCCUACAGAAUUCGGUAUCGAUACCUCUCAAGCUGGAGUUGGUAACUUAGACGUCCAAGUAAUUGGCCCUGAUAGCCAACCUAGAAAAGCUAAAGUGAUCGAUAACGAAAACGGAACUUACCAAGUUCAAUUUACUCCUGACGAUUGUGGUUUGUACUCGAUACCAGUUAAAUUCAAUGGACAAAAUGUGCCUUCGUCGCCAUUACAUGUGCAAGCUUACGCUACCGGCAACGCAAACGAAUGUAAACUACCACCGAUUCAUAAUGAAGUACUUAGAAGCAACGAAGAACAUAAGUUGAUCAUCGAUGCUAAAAAAGCCGGUCACGGAAAAGCUACCUGUAGAAUAAAAUCAAUCAGUGGGAAAGACGCCGACGUUAAAGUCAUAGACAACGGCGAUGGAACAUUCACCAUUUAUUAUAAACUUCAAGAACCCGGCGAAUACACAUUGAACGUUAAAUUCGGCGGUCAACCUGUCCCCGGUGGAUUAUGCGCAUUCACGGUUAAAGACGAAGAAGAGUAUUUACAACACGUGAAAAAGUAUUCCGAGCAAUCGUCCGUCAACAGUGUGCAAGAAGAAUUCAGAUCUUUUACUUUGAAUAACAUUCCUUUGCCUACAACUGGAGGUCACGUCACAGCUGAAGUUAAAAUGCCAAGCGGUAAAGUAGAUAAGCCCGUUAUUGAAGAUAACAGAGAUGGUACAGUAUCGUUAAAAUACGAACCCAGAGAAGAAGGACUUCACGAAUUACUCGUCAAAUACAACGGCGAACAUGUGCAAGGAUCUCCUUUCAAAUUCCACGUGGAUUCGAUUAGUAGCGGAUAUGUAACUGCGUAUGGACCCGGUCUGACCCAUGGAGUCAGCGGAGAACCUGCUAAUUUCACUAUUUCGACCAAAGGUGCUGGAGCUGGUGGACUUUCUCUAGCCGUUGAAGGACCCAGCAAAGCUGAAAUCAGCUGUCACGAUAAUAAAGAUGGCACAGUGGCCGUAUCUUACCUACCAACAGCUCCCGGAGAAUACAAGAUUACCGUUAAAUUCGGAGACAAACAUAUCAAAGGCAGUCCCUACAACGCCAAAGUAACAGGCGAAGGAAGAAAACGUAAUCAAAUCUCGGUCGGAUCCUGUAGCGAAGUCUCCUUCCCCGGAAAAGUAACCGAUGCCGAUACCAGACUACUAAAUGCUUCGAUUCAAGCUCCCAGCGGUCUCGAGGAACCCUGUUUUUUGAAAAAAUUACCCAGCGGAAAUUUAGGCAUCUCAUUUACUCCUCGUGAAAUCGGCGAACACGUUGUGUCGGUGAAAAGAAUGGGUAAACAUAUCACCAAUUCGCCGUUCAAGAUCAAAGUCGGUGAUAAAGAAGUCGGCGAUGCGAAAAAAGUCAAGGUAUCCGGAGGUGCUCUUCAACAAGGCAAAACCCACGUUGAAAAUUUCUUCAAUGUUGAUACCAGAAAUGCUGGUUUCGGUGGAUUAUCUCUUUCCAUCGAGGGACCGAGUAAAGCUGAAAUUCAAUGCAAAGAUAACGAAGACGGUACGUUGAAAAUCUCGUAUAAGCCAACGGAACCAGGAUACUACAUCGUUAACCUAAAGUUCGCCGAUCAUCAUGUCGAAGGAUCUCCUUUCACUGUCAAGGUUACCGGCGAAGGUAGCAAUAGACAGAGAGAGAAGAUCGAAAAGCAUAGAGAGGCGGUACCCAUCACUGAAGUUGGAAGUCAAUGCAAGCUUUCGUUUAAAAUGCCAGGAAUUACAACGUUGGAUUUGAUGGCAUCUGUUGCGUCACCGGCCGGAGUCGUAGAAGAUGCUGAAAUCCUUGAAGUCGAAGAUGGUCUCUACGGUGUGCAUUUCGUUCCUAAAGAACUCGGAGUGCACACAGUAUCGGUGAAAUACAAGGAUAUCCAUAUUCCUGGUUCACCAUUCCAAUUCACCGUCGGUCCAUUAAGGGAUGGUGGCGCCCAUAGAGUACACGCCGGUGGUCCCGGAUUAGAACGAGGCGAACAAGGUCAGCCAUGCGAGUUCAACGUCUGGACCCGCGAGGCUGGAGCUGGUUCAUUGGCCAUCUCCGUUGAAGGACCGAGCAAAGCUGAAAUUGACUUCAAAGAUCGUAAAGAUGGGUCCUGUUACGUCAGCUAUGUUGUAUCCGAACCUGGCGAAUACCGAGUUGGAAUCAAAUUCAACGAACAACACAUUCCAGAUUCACCGUAUAAAUUAUUCAUUUCUCCAGCUUUAGGAGAUGCUCAUAAAUUAGAAGUGGCUCAGUUUCCAGCCGGUGCUGUGCAAGCAGAUUCUCCGUCUCACUUUUUAGUCCAUAAAAAUGGUGCCAAAGGAGAACUCGAUGGAAGGUUGAUUGCACCUUCCGGAGCCGAAGACGACUGUUUCAUUCAAUCAAUCGACGCAGAUACAUUCUCAGUCAGAUUCAUGCCCCGAGAAAACGGUGUUCAUAAUAUUCACAUUAAAUUUAACGGCGUUCACAUUCCCGGCUCUCCAAUGAGAAUUAAAGUUGGUAAAGAUGACGCUGAUCCGGCUGCUGUGCAUGCGCAUGGAAACGGAUUAGGGGACGUGAAAACAGGACACAAAACCGAUUUCAUUGUCGAUACUUGUAACGCUGGAGCUGGAACUUUAGCUGUAACAAUCGACGGACCGAGUAAGGUAUCGAUGGAUUGUACCGAAGUAGAAGAAGGAUAUAAAGUUCGAUAUACGCCACUUGUACCAGGAGAUUACUACAUUAGUCUGAAAUAUAACGGUUACCACAUCGUUGGAUCGCCAUUCAAAGUUAAAUGCUUAGGAGAAAAUCUGGCUGAAAUCGGUGCUCAAGAAACAUCUUCUGUAAUUGUUGAAACUGUUCAUAAGACAUCUAAACCUAAAGUUACCGGACCACAAUUACCCCACUUCAAAUCAGACGCCAGUAAAGUUACUUGCAAAGGAGUAGGUCUCAAGAAAGCUUACCUCCAGAAACAAAAUCAAUUCACAGUUCAAGCUGGAGAUGCUGGAAACAACAUCUUGUUCGUCGGAUUAUACGGACCCAAAGGCCCAUGCGAAGAAGUCUUCAUCAAACACACCGGCCGAAAUAACUACAACGUCAACUACAUGUGUCGCGAACGAGGAGAAUACAUUAUUUUCGUAAAAUGGGGCGAAGACCAUAUUCCAGGAUCACCGUUCCGUGUCGAAGUCUAAUCGUCGCUGACCAAAUUGACCAUACCAUACCUAUACUAUAACUUACAUGUUUUUCAUCAAUACUUGUAUUUACAAACGUCACUUUCUCUGACCAGAAGACGCGACGACGACGUUGUGAAAUCUUCAUUAUCGUAUCGAACGUUACCCAAACUGCCAGAUUUUGAUUUUCGCUUAUAUAGGUACCCAAAUGUAGUUAUUUUAGAAAAGCUAUUAGGCAUCUCCUUUACACAUUCGCUCAAGACCGGAUCCAAUAAAGGAGAUCGAUAAAUCUGGUUGUAUUUUUUAUUCAUUUUUAUCACGAUUUAAUGUAGAAGCCUACGUAUUGGAAAAAAAUCAAACUCAAUAUCAACUAUUAUUUAUUUAAUUUACUAUCUACCUACGCGGACACGAGGCUAUAAUUUUUUUUUUGUAUCCUGGUUUAUUUAUUAAUUUUUUGCUUAUGAUAGAGCUUCCUGUUUUUAAAAAAUUCUUCCCGUUACGUAAGUACAUUUAUAUACUGACCCCGUGUACCGAAAUUUUUUAUUGUUAAAAUUAUUUAAUCGUGAUUCGUGUUGUAUUUCUCCUUCUCUUUUUUUUGACAGUUUUUAUUUAUUAUAGUGUAAUGUAUUACUUUAAUUAAAUUAUUUGUUUUAUU